This is a messenger RNA of Photinus pyralis (common eastern firefly), 1836 nucleotides long. RefSeq names its product THAP domain-containing protein 4-like. The transcript has 2 exons. The coding region runs from base 341 to 913 and encodes 190 amino acids. The record is from RefSeq and is a predicted model, not a curated record. Lineage: Eukaryota; Metazoa; Arthropoda; Insecta; Coleoptera; Lampyridae.
AAUACCGGUUUCGGUCCGGUUUUCGGUUCUUUUUCGGUCCGGUCCAAGUCCCUGUUAAAAACCAAUCGCUAAAUCUCAUAUAAGUCAUUGGUUUUUAACGGUCAUGUGAUAACAACGCGUCCGUGAAUCACGUAUCAUGUGGAUCCAGCCUCACUGCGAUAUUCUGCGCCAAAAAGUGUGUGGCAGCGCAAAUUGCAGGGGUGGUUUUAAUUCGAUACGAUAUAGAUGGUGUAAUGUUUUCGUAUUCAUUCUUGUGUAAUAAAAUCUUCUUUCGUCCGUUUUUAUCAUUAUAAUUUCGAGUUUGCGGCCCGUAGAGUCGUAACAAAAGUAUAAUCCAAAAAUGCCAUCGGGUUUAGCAAGAAAAAGUAAGCAACUUAUUUCUAAUUUGAUUCGUUAUUUAGAACGAGAAAGAGAUCAUUGUGGUCCACACGUAGCAGUACGAAAGGAUUUCUCAACCAUGCCAGGUUGUGCUGCUAUAGAUUGUAGCAACUCUGGCAAAAAGGGAUUUUUAAUGAAAAGGUUCCCGAGAGAUCCUCUUAGAAGAAAGGAGUGGUUGAUUAAAAUGAGAAGGGAUAAAUGGAAACCGACCGAUUAUUCGUGUUUGUGUGAGGUUCAUUUCGCUCCUGAAAUGUGGGAGAAAACUCGCGACGAUGGAACGAGAAAACUAAGAAGUAACGCCGUACCAACUCUUUUUUCGUUUACAUCCUCCACUACCAAAAAUAAAAGGAAAUCCCCAGCUAACAGAAAUACUAUCAUCCAAGACUGCUUUCAAUUUGAAUCGUCAGCAUCUGCUCCUUGUACGUCUGCAUCACCUCAGUCGUCAUUGGAAGCUACCGGGGAAAGUGCACAAAGCCCAGAGAGUGUAGAAGGACUAGUGAAAAGUUGGAGCGGUACCGCAAGUGAGAAAAGCUAGGUAUUACAAAAAAUGCUCAGGAAUAUGAAAAGGAAGAUUAAGGAUUCGGAAGGAAUUAUAAAUAGAAUGUCUGAAUAUGUUUCAUUAUUGCGUGCAAAAAUGCAGUUAAUUUAUUUUAGUUUGUACAUAUGUUAGUUUAAUACAUACUUAGUGAUAUUAUCUGUAUCAUCUACCGCUUCAUAACGAAAGAGAACAGAACUAACAAUCGAGAAAUAAAGUACCUACUUUAGGAUAAAAAACAAUUGUUUCUAAGUGUUCCACGAUCUCACGGACCUCAAAAGUUUCGUUCCGUUUUGCGAAAAGCCGAGCACGUGAUGAAAAUGCGGGUCGUUUUUUGGAUUGGCGAGGUAUUUAAGUAAAAAUUUGGUGGGAGAGCGGGAUUCUUACUAAAAUGUUCGCCGGUCGAGGGCUUUUUUUGAUCGCGUAAUGAUUUUUUAGCCGAACCGUCGGUGCAAAUUUACAUAUUGUGAAUGCAAAAGAUUUGACAGAUCGCGUAAAACUUAAUUAUUGAUUAAAAGUUCGAACCGAAAGCCGUAUAACCGCAGUGUGGGAAGAAUCGUUAUCCUCGCAACCGGACACAGUGGUUACAUUUUUUUCGUUUCGGUGUAUAUUUGGAUUAAAGUGUUCACGUUUAAAUAAAUUGUUGCUACGAAAGCGUUUGGGAUCCAAGGUGCAAAACAUUCCGUUGCGCCAGAUUUGUAGUGGCAAGUUACGUAAAAAACCGAUUUAUUAAUCAAAGUUGUGCAUCGAAUUUGUUUAUAUGAAGUGCAACAAAUUUACGAACAAAACGGCUACCGGUGAAAAUGUUAAAUACUAUUAAUUCAAGCUAUUUAGGUUUUUUUCCCCUUUUAAACUUUCCCCGUUGACGCUUACAUUCUUCCGAUUUAAAAAUCCAAUUAAUUCUCGUCCGAUAACAACUUUUU